Molecule: messenger RNA, 7988 nt
Organism: Phasianus colchicus (ring-necked pheasant)
Lineage: Eukaryota; Metazoa; Chordata; Aves; Galliformes; Phasianidae
Gene: EPS15L1
Product: epidermal growth factor receptor pathway substrate 15 like 1
Biological process (GO): endocytosis; endosomal transport
Cellular component (GO): clathrin coat of coated pit; cytoplasm; plasma membrane
Molecular function (GO): calcium ion binding; cadherin binding
Source: RefSeq, a predicted model, not a curated record
GAAGAACAACUACAUUCCCCAGGGGGCUCUGCCAUCACAGAGAGGAGAUGUAACUCCUGGCAAGGUCACCUGAUGCUCUCUUCUUCGUCUGCUCUUCUUCGUUGGCUCUCCUCCUGUCUUCCUGCUGCUCAACUGGACUGCACGUCUCACCUCAGUGUUGUGUUUUCUGCUGGGAUUCCACUGUACGAAACUUAUUACAAACAGGUAGAUCCAACACACACGGGGAGAGUUGGGGCAAGCGAAGCUGCGCUGUUUCUUAAGAAGUCUGGUCUGUCUGACAUUAUCCUUGGGAAGAUAUGGGAUUUGGCUGAUCCAGAAGGUAAAGGGUACUUGGAUAAACAGGGCUUCUAUGUCGCCUUGCGCCUCGUAGCAUGCGCACAGAACGGCCAUGAGGUUAACCUGAGCAGCCUGAACUUGACUGUGCCACCUCCUAAGUUUCAUGACACCAGCAGUCCCUUGCUGAUCACACCGCCUUCAACAGAGACUCACUGGGCUGUUAGGGUGGAAGAAAAAGCAAAGUUUGAUGGUAUUUUUGAAAGCCUUUUGCCAGUAAAUGGUUUACUUUCAGGAGACAAAGUAAAACCAGUUCUGAUGAAUUCAAAGCUACCUCUUGAUAUCCUAGGAAGGGUCUGGGAUCUCAGUGAUAUUGAUAAAGAUGGUCACUUGGACAAAGACGAAUUUGCUGUGGCAAUGCAUUUGGUUUAUAGAGCUCUCGAGAAAGAGCCAGUUCCUUCACUGUUACCCCCUUCUCUCAUACCACCUUCUAAAAGAAAGAAGACGCCUGUCUUUCCUGGUGCAGUUCCUGUUCUCCCUGCAAGUCCUCCUCCAAAAGACAGCCUGCGUUCUACCCCAUCUCAUGGUAUUGUAAACAGUCUGAACAGCACAGGGAGUUUGUCUCCCAAGCACAGCAUCAAACAAGCACAGCCAUCUGUGAAUUGGGUCGUACCAAUGUCUGAGAAAGUGCAAUACGAUGACAUUUUCUUAAAAACAGACACAGAUAUGGAUGGUUUUGUGAGUGGCCAAGAAGUAAAGGACAUUUUUAUGCAUUCAGGUCUGUCUCAGAAUCUCCUAGCACAUAUAUGGGCUUUGGCAGAUACAAGACAGAUAGGAAAGCUAAGCAAAGAUCAGUUUGCACUAGCAAUGUAUCUCAUUCAACAGAAGGUCAGUAAAGGGAUCGAUCCUCCACAAGUGUUGUCCCCAGAUAUGAUCCCUCCCACAGAGAGGAAUACGCCCAUACAGACUCUGUCAGGUUACUUGACUCCUGUAGGAACUGAAAUCUCAGCACUAACAGAAAUGCGUCGUGAUAGUUCAAGUUCUGUUGGAUCAGGAGAAUUUACAGGGGUGAAGGAACUGGAUGACAUUAGUCAAGAAAUUGCACAGCUGCAGAGAGAAAAAUAUUCUCUGGAGCAGGACAUUAGGGAAAAGGAAGACUCAAUUAGGCAGAAAACAAAUGAAGUUCAGGAACUGCAAAAUGAUUUAGAUAGGGAGACAAGUAACUUGCAGGAGCUUGAGGCUCAGAAACAAGAUGCCCAAGACCGCCUGGAUGAAAUGGACCAACAGAAAGCCAAACUGAAAGAUAUGCUGAAUGAUGUAAGGCAGAAAUGCCAGGAGGAGACACAGGUGAUUUCAUCGCUGAAAAUGCAGAUUCAAUCUCAGGAAUCAGAUUUAAAAUCACAGGAAGAUGAUCUUAAUAGAGCAAAAGCAGAACUGAAUCGCCUCCAGCAAGAAGAGACACAGUUAGAGCAGAGUAUCCAGGCUGGAAAAGUGCAGCUUGAAACGAUAAUCAAGUCUUUAAAAUCAACACAGGAAGAAAUAAACCAGGCAAGAAGUAAACUUUCUCAACUUCAAGAGAGCCAUCAAGAAGUCAGUAAGAAUAUAGAAGAAUAUAAUGAAGCUCUGAAUGGGGUUAAUGGUGGUAGCCUGACAAAUUUAGCAGAUAUAAGUGAAGGCCUUGGGCAGACAGAAAGAAGCAAUUAUGGAGCAAUGGAUGAUCCAUUUAAGAGUAAAGCCUUGAUGUUCACCAAUAACACGCAAGAAUUGCAUACAGACCCAUUCCAGUCAGAGGAUCCUUUCAAAUCUGAUCCAUUUAAGGGAGCAGAUCCUUUCAAAGGCAGUGACCCAUUCCAGCAUGAUCCUUUUGCAGAGCAGCCACCUGCUCCAGCAGAUCCUUUUGGAGGUGAUCCGUUUAAGGAAAGUGAUCCAUUUCGUAGUUCUGCCCCUGAAGAUUUCUUCAAGAAACAGGUGAAGAGUGACCCGUUCACAUCAGAUCCAUUCACAAAGCCCUCCACUUUACCCUCAAAGCCUGACCCUUUUGAAAGCAGUGAUCCUUUUACCUCUUCCAGUGUCUCUUCAAAAGGUCCAGAUCCAUUUGGAACAUUGGAUCCAUUUGGAAGUGGCACUUUCAGUAGUGGUGAAGGAUUUGCAGACUUCAGUCAGAUGUCAAAGUCAGUAGCUUCAGACCCCUUCACCUCUUCUUUUGGAGGAAUGGGAUUCUCAGAUGACCCUUUCAAAAGCAAAUCAGACACACCAGCAUUACCACCGAAGAAAAAUGUCCCUCCACGACCCAAGCCACCCAGUGGUAAAAGCACUCCUGUAAGCCACCUUGGGUCUUCAGAUUUUCCCAAGCCCCAUGAUCCAUUCCAGCCAUUUGGGGCUGACAGCAGUGACCCGUUUCAGAGUAAAAAGGGGUUUGGGGACCCAUUUAGUGGAAAAGAUCCAUUUGCUCCCUCCUCUUCAAGUAAAACUUCUAAAGACUCUUCCUUGGGGUUUGCAGACUUCAGCUCUUUUGGAAAUGAAGAGCAGCAGCUGGCGUGGGCAAAGCGUGAGAGUGAAAAAGCAGAGCAAGAAAGGCUGGCUCGGCUGCGGAGACAGGAGCAAGAAGACCUCGAGUUGGCCAUUGCGCUCAGUAAGGCCGACAUGCCGAGCUCGUAGGGCUGCUGCGCGCCUCCCUGGCCGAGGGGAAGCUGCAAACGCGGCUUUUCAAAGAUCCUAAGCUCCUGUUCUGUUGUGAAAAUAAUUCUAGUCACCUUCAACUCCAUACAGGACUGCCUGGUCCAAUCCAGCUGGGCUCUGCGCGGCUUUUCCAGUGCGUAAUAUGCAGGAAAUUCUGUAUUAUAUGUUCUAGGUAAAAUUACUGCUUGUAAGGAACUUAACAGGAUCUUAAGAUACUGAAAACAAAGUUUCUUUGUCUUGAAGACAACAUUGCAUAUAUUAAACUGCACCUUGUGAAUCUGGCUUAUUACCUGACUGGUUUGAGGCUGCAGUACCAAUUUCACAGAAAACGUUAUAAGAAGAUAUUUAUAGAACUAGCUUUCUCUUGCUGAGUUUAUUUAAUUAUUCCUGGUAGGCUGAUGAGCGCGUUAUCUAUGUCAAAGUCUUCAGCACAAAUUCGUUAUUAGAUGGUCCCUUUCUAUCCUGGAUGUAUGGCCUUUAUGAAAGAAUCUGGCGAUUUACGUAUGAUGGAUGCCAAUACAGAUAGUAUCAAGUUCUCCAAAUGUAAGAACUCUGUGAUUUAGGAGGUUUUCUUAUUUAAACACUUGUUCGCAUUGGAUUUUAAUUGUAGGUGACAUUGUAAAAAAUGGAGUUAAUUGUUGUAGUAAGAUGGAGAAGUGAUGGGUUGGCAGUUGAGUGACCAGGUAAAAUCUUGCUUUAUCUCAUAUGCAGAUGUGAUUACGGACUGUGGUAAAAGUUUGAGUGCUUCUUUCAUAUAGAAUCAAACAACUGAAUGCUCAGCAAGCUCCAGCUGAGUUCUGCCCUGCAGCUCAUCAUAGGUUGGCUCCAUUUGCCAGAGCAUAGAUUGUAUUUCUGUCAUCCCACUGAUGUGUGUGAGAUUCUCUACCUCUGUUCCUUGAAUUCCACCUAUCUUAUUUAUGGGGUUACAGAUCAAAUGUUGCUUAGCUGUGAUAAGGCCAGGGCCAGACGGAUGUUACUUGCAACACAGCCAUGCGUAACUCGUGGAAGUCCUGUAGUCUGGAUUGGCUUUAAAGUGUGGCUGUGGUACUCAGUGCUUCCUCCUGGUAAGGACAGCAGUGUGUUUUAUGUGUCUGAUUUAAAUAAGUCCUUACGAUAAAUCCGUGAAUUAUUUGCUUACUAAAACUGCCUUUUCUGAUAACCACAGGAAUUCUAAAGCUUCAGUUGUCUUCACCUUGGACCUCCAUGUCUAACAGUGCAGAAGGCAGGGCUGGAUGCUCUUUGUUCUUACUGGUGCAGCCUUUCUCUUGUAACGUUUUCUGGAAAAUGUGCUGUUCCUUCACCCUCACUGAUGCAGUUACAUUUUUCUGCCCUCGCUUCCUUCCUUUCAUUUUUCCUGACACAAUGACAGUGCCUGCUUACUGAAUGAAGGCAAUCUUUCCCCGUUCUGUUGCAACUGCCCUAUUCUGGAUGCUUUCCUUCCCAGAGAUAAUCAGAUUGGAUUAUUUUCAUCUCAUUGGUAGCUCUGAGUGUUGGUUGUAUGAGGUGAGUGCAUGUUUGUGUGUGCAUCCACAACGUGCACAUCCAUGCCUUUACACCUGCAGCAGUACAUCAGACUGAAAGCCCAUCUCAGGGCGGUGUUGGCAGUCGCAGUGCUGUGCUUUGUCUCCUCUGCUGCAAACUGUGAACUUCUGAUUUGCCUCAGAAGGGGAGACGAUGUUCUGCAAUACCAAAACAGCCACAGGAUGACUUCAGUACUUCUUUGAGUGAACCCAUGUGAGCGCAGUGGGAUUUCUAAUCUUACAGAGUCUGAUUUGAGAUCCCUUCUCAGUUUUCUUUGUAGUAUAUCAGAUUAAAUGAUCAAACAUAUUAAAACAUCAAGGCAUUCUCUUUUCUGAUGGUUUACAGGACUUAAAGUCUCUGAAAGCGAACUUGGUCUGUCUGUAGCUAACAUGAGAUCAAACUUGCUGUGAAAGAGUAAUUUUCAUAAUUGAAUGGCUGCAGUGUAGGAAUCUCAGUGAAGUUAAACAAAUUGUAUUCAUGAGUGAGAGUCUCCUUUUCAUUUUCUUUUGGGCAUGAGUCUUUGUAGUGUCUCUUCUGCUGUAAUAAAACCCUGUUUGUAUGCAGUGCCAUUACAGAAAGGAAAACCACUUUUGGAUACUACUCGGAUGAUGUCACUCCAGUGGGACAGGGCGGAUGAGCUGAACAGCUUGAUUCAUUGUCUGUGUUAUGUACCAUAACGAGACUCUGUGCUGCUUUGUCAGUGCUCAGAAAUAUUGGCAUUUAUAAUGCUUCUCAGGCAGGGAUCGGUGUUUUCAAGUUGCUGAGCAGGAAGGCAGAAAUGUGAAUUAAUGUAGCAUUCCACAUAGGGUUAGAACUAAUUGCUCAUUUUCCUGUUUCCUUAUGGACUCAUUCUUCAUAUUUGCUUCAGUAAGCAACAGAAGAUCAAGCAAAUUAGCAAGGACAGAAUGUGUCCCCUCUGCACUGUAAGAUCUCGUUACCUUCACUUUACUGAAAUGCUUUUUACACAAAAUUUGAGACACUGAAGUAGAGGAAAACAUAGCUGUGAUUUCUCCCUGUUGUGUAUUUAAGACAGUUUUCCACGUAGAAAAGAUGAUUUCCCACGUUCUUCCCUUUUGCCUGUAGCCAAGCAUUUUGUACCAUAACUGCACUUGAUUUUCUAAGCCAAAAGCUUUUAUGGCAAGACAUAGAUCUCAUUCUUCCUCCAGAACGGUGAAAUUUGAAGCACAAAUAGGCCUUUUGCUAUUUGGGCAGAUACAUGUACAAUGCAAGAUAUAUAAAAUGUGAGUAUACACAAUGCAUAUACAGUGUACAUUUUGAGAUCCGUAUUAUUAGUGUGUAUAUAUAUAAUGUAUUGUAUAAUGUAAUAAUAGUGUGUGUAUAUACUAUACAUGCCCACCUACUAUACCUAGUAUAUAGUUACUUGUGCUGUACAUAAAAUGUGUAUAUACAACAGAUAUGUAGAAUAUGCAUAUAUAUUCUAUAUAUUAGCAUUUGUGUGUAUGUAUUCUCUGUAGAGAGAUGGACACAAAUGAAAUCUGUACAGAAACACAGAUGAGAUUACGGCCCUUAGGAUUUCAAAGUUCUGGUGAAAGAAAAAGAAAGAAAAGGAGGACUGACUGCUGUGAGUAAAUUUGUUUUCAGAUUGCUGUCAUUGGCAUGAGAAGCUGUGUUCACUCAUUGUGCCAAAUGUGAGUCCUGGCAGAAAGUAGGCAUCAUCUGCACGGGGUGUGAGUUCACAUCCUUCGGAGUGUUUCAGCCCCACUCUUCAGUUGCUUUGCAGUGUAGGCUUCAUUUCUGAUCUUCUUGCAUGUUUGGCCACGCGUUGUCUGUUUCUCGGGCUGAGGCUGUGAUUUUUCUCUACGUUUGCUUGUAUUUUCUUUUUUUGCCUUCUCUCCCUCCCUCCCAUUUAAAAAAACCCAACAGCUACUUUAAGGAGCAGUUUCUCCCCCCCCCACACAGGUCACACAUGGAAGUGCUGAGGUGAACAAAGUCUCCUCGCCUCAUUCCAGUUACACAGGCUGCACUUCGUGCUCACCUGGACUUCGGUUUCCUCCAUUUCCACCUGAGCUGCUCCUUCAGGAGGAACACCAGUGUGUUGGCUUUGGGGAAGGGAUGGAGGUGAUUCUACUUUCUUUUAGGACAAACGAUUAGACUGUGGUACACUGAGCCAAACAAAGAGGUCAGUGGGCAUUUAUAGUGGCCUGUGUGUGUUUUGUGUGCAGUACUGUCCCUGCUGCAGUGACUCGUGGGAAACCAGGCAUUGCACACAGCACUGAGGAACAACAGCUGCAGGGAAAGGCAGUUCCUCACGUGGAACCUCUGCAUGCAAGCACUGCGUGUAGGACAGGUGCUGAGUUACUGUGUCCCCUUUCAGCCCAGUGUGUUCACAUCUGCCUCCGGUGGGUUCCCUAGGACGUGGUCACAGCUCUUGCUGUAAAACACACCAGGCAUUCUGCAGUAAAAGAUGCUCAUUAAAGUUGUACUUCUGUAAUACUGCUGUAUGGAGUGGUUUUGUGUUGGCCAACUUUCCCUUAUGAGAUCUCUGCCCUAUGAGGACCGUUUGUCCUCUCUCACUCAGUGCUCCCGCAGCGUGGGACGUCCCGAGCUGUGGCUGCCCGUCACCUUUUUGUUCGUCUUUGAAAUCUGUUGUUAGAAGUUCUGUAGGAAUUAUUUUGUCAUCUUAUGCUGAGAGAUAAUGCACUUUUCUUGGAUUCUUCUUAUAAUCCUUUUGGGGUUACUAUUUCUUCUUUAGUGUUUCUCCAUUGAGAAGAGUAUUUAUUCUGUAGAACCACGGCCCAAGGAGUUUUGGUCCAGGUAGAAUCGUUGCUUUCCCGAUGUGUAAGAGUUUGAUUUCUGCUGCCUUCUGCGUUUGAUUCCUCCCUCUCAGGAAUUCCACUUCUCUUUAAUUCAGAUGUUGAGUAUCAGCUCUGUGGAAGUGAUUUAUCUGUGCUAAUAACGUUCCAACCUCUUCCUACACCAGAGGAGCAGUGAAGCUGUUGUGUGUCGACCAUUGCAUCUCACCGUAGACUUCAGAACAAACAUCUUUUCUUAGGAAGGAGUUUUGCUUGCAGUGUGGUGGGAUUACAGGAGAUUUAUUUUUAGAGUAUGUUAACUGUUAUUCAUUGACACACUUGUUUUAUCAGUUGAUCUACUGCUCUUUUUACUUGAAAGUUUUAUAAAUAAAGCAAAUAAAGGCAAACUUGUUACAAAAUGGAAUUCUUCUUUUUGCAACUUCUGCUUUCCCCUUUAACUUCCAAAGGAAAACUCCUGGGGAAUGGGGUUCCGUCAGCUGUUAGCAUACUGUGCUCUUUCUGGUGUCCUUUCAGUAUGAUUUCCUUUAGUCUGACCUAAAAAGGGUGGAAACGAAGUGGAAACUGCAAUGUUGACCUAAAUUUGACUAAUAUCUCCAAAAAUGUACAUUAUUGUAGUUAUAUUUAUCUUUUGACGGUCGUAACGCAUUGAAAGAAAGUUAUUUUAAUUUUAACCCACUCGUGCUUAUUGUUUAAUAUAAUAAGAGAAAUGUUAUUGUUUAAUAUAAUAAAUGAGAAGUUACU